Racocetra fulgida is the source of this 413-nucleotide messenger RNA. Lineage: Eukaryota; Fungi; Glomeromycota; Glomeromycetes; Diversisporales; Gigasporaceae. The record is from the annotation of a GenBank genome assembly.
AUGAAAGUUGGUGAAAUUGAUAAAGGUAACGAUGACAAAGUUAAAAAAGAUGAUACGUUUAAUAAAAUCGAUAAAGUCGAAAUUGAUGGUAAUGUUUAUGGAGAAGAUUAUGGUGAUUAUGAAAAAGAAUAUGGUGAUAUUGAUGAAGCUGUUGAAGGUAAAGAUGAUCAAAAUGAUGAUAUUUAUGAUGAAAAUCCUAGUGAUUAUGAGGAAUAUUGCGAUUAUGAGGAUGGAUACGAUGAUGUUAAUGAAGUUCAUAAUGAUCAUGAAGAAGAAUUUCGAUAUGAUAGUUACGAAUUUAUUCUUGGUUUUUUGAAUCGUUAUGGUGACUACGUUUCUGAAAUUGAUAUUAAAAAUAAAUUUAUGGAAGCUGAUAAAAUCAUAAAAACAUCGGCAACCGUUACAACCAUUAC